This is a messenger RNA of Striga hermonthica, 3735 nucleotides long. The record is from the annotation of a GenBank genome assembly. Lineage: Eukaryota; Viridiplantae; Streptophyta; Magnoliopsida; Lamiales; Orobanchaceae.
AUGGUCACAAACUCUGCUAUGGAGCAGAUGAAGAAGAAGAAGAAGCCAAAAACGAGCAGCCGAACGAUAUCGUUCGGCUCGAUUUUCAUGCAUGCCGAUUGCUCUGACAUGGCACUGAUGGGGCUCGGGCUCGUCGGCUCGUUCGGGGACGGGAUCUCGAUGCCAGCGAUGCUUUUGGUCACGAGCAAGCUCAUGAACAGCUUCGGAAACUCCCAGAUUUCGCCAGCCGAUAGCUUCAGCCGAAGCAUAAACGAGAACGCGUUAGUUCUUUGUUACAUGGCUUGCGUGCAAUGGGUCGCUUGCUUUCUCGAGGGAUAUUGUUGGACAAGAACAGCCGAAAAACAAGCAUCCCGACUAAGAUCGAGAUACCUAAAAGCCGUUAUGAGGCAAGAUAUCGGCUAUUUCGACCUGCACGUGACGAGCACGGCUGAAGUUAUCGAGAGUGUAUCAAGCGACAGCCUCAUAAUUCAAGACGCCAUUAGCGAAAAGGUCCCUGUCUUCAUAAUGAACCUCUCGACUUUCUUCGGGUCUUACGUGGUGGCAUUCAUUAUGCUGUGGAGGCUAGCGCUAGCCGGGUUCCCUUUUAUAAUAGUCUUGGUAAUCCCGGGUCUCAUGUACGGGCGGGCCCUUAUGAGCAUCGUUCGGAAAAUGAAGAACGAAUAUGGUAAAGCCGGCGUGAUAGUUGAGCAAGCGCUUUUUUCCGUGCGUACAGUUUACUCAUUCGUGGGUGAAAGCAAAACGAUUGCUGCUUAUUCGGAUGCUCUUCAGGGGACCGUGAAGUUAGGUUCGAGGCAAGGUUUGGCCAAGGGCUUGGCCAUCGGAAGUAAUGCUGUCGUAUUUGCAAUUUGGUCCUUUUUGUCGUAUUACGGCAGUAGAUUGGUUAUGUAUCACGGGGCUCAAGGAGGCACGGUUUUCGCAGUUGGGGCUGCAAUCGCUACCGGUGGAUUAGCGUUGGGUUCGGGUUUAUCCAACCUCAAGUACUUCUCGGAAGCAAGUUUAGCUGCCGAGCGUAUAAAAGAGGUGAUCGAGCGAGUGCCCAGGAUCGACUCGGAUAGCGUGGAAGGCCAAAUACUAGAAAACGUGAAAGGAGAAGUCGAGUUCAAGCAUGUUGAGUUCGCCUACCCGUCGAGGCCCGAGAGCGUGAUUUUCGAGGAUUUUAAUUUAAAAGUCCCGGCGGGAAAAACGGUGGCGCUCGUCGGUGGGAGUGGGUCUGGAAAAUCGACCGUGAUUGCUCUUCUACAGAGAUUUUACGACCCGCUCGGAGGAGAGAUUUUGUUAGAUGGAGUGGCGAUCGAUAAGUUGCAGGUAAAGUGGCUAAGGUCGCAAAUGGGAUUGGUUAGUCAAGAACCGGCACUUUUCGCUACCUCGAUUAAGGAAAAUAUACUUUUCGGAAAAGAGGAUGGCUCGUUCGAGGAGGUCGUGGAGGCUGCGAAAGCUGCUAAUGCUCACAAUUUCAUCUCUCAGUUGCCUCAAGGUUAUGAGACUCAGGUCGGCGAGAGAGGGGUCCAAAUGUCCGGAGGCCAGAAGCAGAGGAUCGCAAUCGCACGAGCCAUAAUAAAAUCCCCGAAAAUCCUCCUCCUCGACGAGGCCACGAGCGCGCUGGACUCAGAGUCAGAGCGUGCCGUGCAAGAAGCCCUCGACAAGGCCGCCGUCGGUCGGACCACCAUCGUCAUAGCCCACCGCCUCUCAACCAUCCGGAACGCUGACAUCAUCACCGUCGUCCGAGAUGGCCGGGUUGCCGAAAGCGGGCCCCACGAUGAGCUCAUCGCCGACAAAAACGGCCUCUACUCGUCCCUCGUCCAUCUGUCUGAGAAAACCGACACCUUAGACGAGCAACCGUCUAACGCAUUAGACGACGUACGCAACACGAGCAGCCGGAGGCUCUCGGUUUUCAGUCGGUCGAGCUCGGCCAACUCCCGCGGGCUCGUCGAGACGGGCCAGACGAUGAUAAAUGUGGCCCGAGACGAGGUCUUCGGGACCCCCUCGUUUAGGAGGCUGCUUGCCAUGAACAUGCCCGAGUGGCGGCAAGCUACAUUGGGUUGCGUGUCGGCUGUGCUCUUCGGCGCGAUUCAGCCGCUGUACGCGUUCGCGAUGGGGUCGAUGAUAUCGGUGUAUUUCAUACAUGAUCACGAGGAGAUCAAAGAGAAGAUAAGGAUAUACGCGUGGUGUUUUCUUGGUUUGGCCGUUUUUUCACUGAUGAUUAACGUGUGCCAACACUAUAGUUUCGCGUCGAUGGGGGAGAAUCUGACCAGGAGGAUAAGGGAGAGGAUGUUGUCCAAGAUUCUUACGUUCGAGGUUGGGUGGUUCGACCGGGACGAGAAUUCCACCGGGGCCAUAUGCUCGAGGCUCGCGAAAGAUGCUAAUGUGGUGAGGUCUCUGGUGGGUGACCGGAUGGCGCUGCUGAUUCAGACAUGCUCGGCUGUAAUAAUUGCAUGCACGAUGGGCCUUGCCGUCGCGUGGAAGCUCGCGCUUGUAAUGAUUGCGGUCCAGCCGUUGAUUAUAAUCUGCUAUUACUUCAAACGUGUGCUCCUCAAGAACAUGUCGAGUAAGGCGAUCAAGGCCCAAAACGAGAGCAGCAAGCUCGCGGCUGAGGCCGUGUCGAAUCUCCGGACGGUCACAGCCUUCUCCUCACAAGCCCGUAUCCUCCGGAUGCUCGAGCGGGCCCAAGAAGGGCCCAGGAAGGAAAGCGCUCGCCAGUCGUGGUUCGCGGGUGUCGGGCUCGGGACCUCCCAGAGCCUAAUGACGUGCACGUGGGCCCUUGAUUUCUGGUACGGCGGGCGGCUCAUCGCCGGGGGGUUCAUCGGGGCGAAAGCCCUGUUCCAGACGUUCAUGAUCCUCGUCAGCACGGGUCGGGUCAUAGCCGAUGCUGGGACCAUGACGAACGACUUGGCGAAAGGGGCAGAUGCCGUGAGGUCGGUUUUCGCGGUGCUCGACCGUUACUCGUUGAUCGAGCCUGAGGACCCGGAUGGGCACCGGCCCGAAGAGAAGCUUUUCGGCAACGUGGAGCUCCGAGGGGUCGAUUUUGCGUACCCAGCCCGGCCCGGAACAAUGAUCCUCCGAGGCUUCUCGCUCGAGAUUGAGGCGGGUAGGUCGACCGCACUCGUGGGGCCGAGCGGGUCGGGGAAAUCGACCAUCAUAGGCAUUAUCGAGAGAUUCUACGACCCGAUAGCUGGGGUCGUGAAAAUCGACGGUCGGGAUAUCCGGACGUACCAUUUGAGAUCGCUGAGGAAGCACAUUGCAUUGGUUAGCCAAGAGCCAACGCUAUUCGCGGGGACCGUUCGAGAGAACAUUGCGUACGGGUCGUCGGAGGAGGAAGUCACGGAGGCCGAGGUGGUGGCGGCGGCUAAGUUGGCAAACGCACACGAUUUCAUUUCCGGGCUUAAGGAUGGGUAUGGGACUUGGUGCGGGGACCGGGGAGUACAAAUGUCGGGAGGGCAAAAGCAGAGGAUCGCGAUCGCCCGAGCCAUACUUAAAAAUCCGAGCAUCUUGUUGUUGGACGAAGCCACGAGCGCGCUCGACACAGAGUCUGAGAAGGCCGUGCAAGAGGCGCUCGAGCGGGUGAUGGUCGGGCGGACGAGCGUGGUGGUGGCUCACCGGCUGAGCACGAUAAAGAACUGCGACACGAUUGCGGUCCUCGACAGAGGAAGGGUGGCCGAGCGCGGGACCCACAUGUCGUUGCUCGGGAAGGGGCCCAAUGGGGUUUACUAUUCACUAGCCUUUUGUUGUGGAUCUUGA